Molecule: messenger RNA, 1176 nt
Organism: Ascochyta rabiei
Lineage: Eukaryota; Fungi; Ascomycota; Dothideomycetes; Pleosporales; Didymellaceae
Exons: 1
Coding region: 1-1176 (391 amino acids)
Source: RefSeq, a predicted model, not a curated record
AUGCUUCAAGACAUCAUUUGUUCUCGGAAUCUGCUCAUCUUCGAUGGAGAAGAAGGCAUACCAUGGGGACAUUUUGCGGGUGCACUACUCACUUGGCUGUUGUUCAACACCACUUCGAGCAGCACUCCCUCAGUUCCAUUCGUGAUCUCUAGCGAAGCAAUGCGGCGGUCCCAUGUUGGUAUAAGCGACACUCGAUUGUCUUUGCCAGAUACGCUGUCAGGUAUGCACAGCUUUCCAGGUUCAACGACAAAUCCGCGAGAUAGUGUCUUCACGGCGUACUCAACCCUCAAGGCUAUUGACCCAACAAACAAUGUCCCCACAAUUGACUAUAGUAUGACGGUGAAUGAAGUAUUCUGCGAAGCCGCCUUCCAGCUCAAUGAUGCAUCGAGUCAACCCUUGAGUCUUUCGUUAGUGGAUGGCGCCCGUCUAGAGUUACCAUCGUGGACGCCUGAUUGGACGCAGCACACCGCAAGAUUCUUACUCAAUCAUGCUGCGAGUAACUUUUCAGCAUCCCCAUAUGCUAUGUGCGAGGCGAUCUACCGACAUCGGUCGACUGAUCGCAGACAGAAAGACGCUCCAAACGCCGAGGUUGCCUACGUCUGUCUUAUGGUGGACGCGAUCCAGCAUCGAAGCGGUUCUUUACCUCCACGACGCCAUUGCGACCAUUACGCGGUGAGUGGUGCUAAUAAUUACUUCUUCAGUAAAUGGCAUGACUUUGCGAAAGAACAUUCUCGUGGCAAGCGACCAGCUGAUCUUGUGUCGCUCGCAUACGCAGACACUAUCCAGGCUAGAGGCUGUGGUCAUGUGUGGGAGGAUAUGGAGAAGACCCCUGAAGAACGCAUUCAAGAAAUGAUCGACUUCCUGGGUUUUCUUGAAAGCGAGGACUCGGCCCCGAUUGAGACGGAUCUCAUUCGAUUGUCCUACGCAGCAUGCUUCCCUUCUCACGACAGGAUGUUUGCAAUCACAAAGGGUGGUCGCUUUUGCCUGGUGCCCAGAACAGCCAAGGAUGGCGACCUGGUUUGCAUUCCUCAUGGGAGUCGAGUACCCUACAUUUUCCGUCAAGACAAAUGGGGGGGUUCAUAUCAGAACAUUGGAGAAGCGUUUGUACAUGGACUGAUGCACGGCGAAGCAGGUGAACUCGAACCACAGGACAUAAGAACCUUUCAUUUACGUUAA